Diospyros lotus (date-plum) is the source of this 1075-nucleotide messenger RNA. RefSeq names its product zinc finger A20 and AN1 domain-containing stress-associated protein 5-like. Lineage: Eukaryota; Viridiplantae; Streptophyta; Magnoliopsida; Ericales; Ebenaceae. Gene Ontology annotation, molecular function: zinc ion binding; DNA binding. Bases 436 to 915 code for a protein of 159 amino acids. The transcript has a single exon. The record is from RefSeq and is a predicted model, not a curated record.
UUUAUGUCCCAAUCCCUCUCACGUCAUUCGUUCUCGCAUCCUUUAUAUCACGAUCGUAAAGCAUCCGAUUUCGUGCCCCAUCCGCUGCUUCAAUCUCAAUCUCGAUCUCUCAAAACUCCUCCGAUUUCUCCGUCACGCACGCAUCGUCGUCCUCCAUCAAAAUCUUUCGAUUUUCUAUUCGAUUCUGUUUUCCCAAUAAAUUUCUAAUCCGUUGUCUCUUUGUGUGCGUUUCUCUCUCUCUCUCUCUCUCUCUCCCUCUCCCUCUUUCUGCAGGCUUUAAUCUGAUUGCAGAUCGCUCUGCAUCCUUAUAUAUUGAGCGAUUGAUUUACGCCAAACCAAUCGCUCAUAUAUAUAGACGAAUUGUUUUUUGGUUUGUUCGUUCCUCUAUAUUCGAUCCUGAAAGCUUGAUCGGGAAAGGAGAGACCGGAAUCGGAUAUGGCUGAGGAGCAGAACUGGCAGGAACCGGAGGCUCACCACCACCACCGCCUCUGCGCCAACAACUGCGGAUUCUUCGGCAGCUCCACCACGCUCAACCUCUGCUCCAAGUGCUACCGAGACCACUGUCUCAAGGAGCAACAGGCCUCCACCGCCAAACUGGCCAUCGAGAAAUCCUUAGCUCCAUCCGCUUCGUCUUCGCCGGGAUCCGUAGGAUCGGCUUCUUCCGACUGCGAGGUGUCGGAGGCGGCGGCGGCGGCGGCUCCGGCGAAGGCGGCGGUGCAGACGGCGGGGAGGUGUGGCGAGUGCAAGCGGCGCGUGGGGCUGACGGGGUUCAAGUGCCGGUGCGAGGCCACGUUCUGCGGGGCCCAUCGGCACCCCGAGCAGCACGCCUGCACCUUCGAUUUUAAGUCUUUGGGGAAGGAGGCCAUUGCAAAGGCCAAUCCCGUGAUCAAGGCCGAGAAGCUUCGCAAGAUUUAAUCUGCGCCGUUGGUCACUAUUGAAUGGAUCGAAUCGGACGGUGGCAGGCUAUGGUUGAUUUGAUUUGAUCGUAUUUUGUCGGUCGGAGGAGAUUGGCAGGGUUUGGGAUAUUCUUCCUUUCAUUUCCUUUCUUUAAUGUGAAAUUGAAAAUAUUUUCUUC